Hemibagrus wyckioides is the source of this 2225-nucleotide messenger RNA. RefSeq names its product FOS like 1, AP-1 transcription factor subunit a (gene fosl1a). Gene Ontology annotation, molecular function: DNA-binding transcription factor activity, RNA polymerase II-specific; RNA polymerase II cis-regulatory region sequence-specific DNA binding. Gene Ontology annotation, biological process: regulation of transcription by RNA polymerase II. The transcript has 4 exons. The coding region runs from base 306 to 1388 and encodes 360 amino acids. Gene Ontology annotation, cellular component: nucleus. Lineage: Eukaryota; Metazoa; Chordata; Actinopteri; Siluriformes; Bagridae. The record is from RefSeq and is a predicted model, not a curated record.
ACAUUGGUUAAGCUGAAGAAAAAGAAACGUGGUAUACGUGUUUCCCGAGCCAUAUUUAAUUUUACUCUCGGUAGUUUAUAAGAGUACGUAUAUAGACUCGUUUUUCCGCACACCCCUGAGAAGUCACAAGUGGAACCUACUGUUACCAGCAACUAGGCUGGCGUAUAUAGUUUUGAAUUCUCGUACUACAGCAGACUAUAAGUUAGACAGCGCAGGCGAGCUCGACCAUUUGAGUUUGUCACGGACUAACACGCGUUUUUGCUUGGUUAGUUUUCUGGGAUUGUUUUUCUAAGUAAACGGCCUACAUGUAUCGAAACUACGGGAACUUUGGGCGAGGAACGGAUCAGAACUUCCCCGAUAACAGUUCUGGACCUGGGUCGAGUUCUUCUAGCGGCACUCAAGCUACCGGCACCGGUACGACUCAGCAUCAAGAGCCAAAAUAUUCAGUGGCGGGAUCCAGUCAGUUUGUCCCCACUCUAAAUGCCAUAACUUCAAACCAAGACCUACAGUGGCUGGUGCAGCCCUCUGUUUUUCCAGUGCCAGGCCCAUCCAAGCAACCUCCUUGUCACCCUUACCCCCUGCCACCAAGACUUGCAUCUGUGAACCCUCAACCCGGCCAGUCACACUUUCUCCGACCAGCAGUCAUCAGAGCUGUAGCCCCCUCAGGAAGCUCCACCAGACGCAGAAAUGAUGAACAUUUAUCACCGGAAGAACUUGAAAGGCGCAGAAUUAGAAGAGAACGAAACAAACUGGCUGCUGCUAAGUGUAGGACCCGCCGGCGUGAACUGACCGACUCACUUCAGAAUGAGACUGACCAAUUGGAAGACAAAAAGUCCUGCCUGCAGAAAGAGAUUGCUGAUCUACAGAAGGAAAAAGAAAAGCUUGAACUGGUUCUUGAGGCCCACCGUCCCAUUUGCAAAGUCCAGGACUCUGAUUCAGACUCUGACUCUAAUCCUGUUCUUCCUACCCUGUGUGGAAUUAAAAUGGAGCCAGUAGAUUCUGAAAUUCCAGGUCCCUCUAAAAAAUUCCAGAUUCCCAAAAAACAGGAGAAACCGAAGCCAAAAAUCACCAUUCCACCUCCAGCUUCGGCCUCUUCUACCAGUAUGAAUCCAGAGUGUGAUUCCCUGCACACUCCGGUCCUCAUUUCCACACCUUCUCUGACUCCAUUCACAUCUAGCCUAAUCUUCACAUAUCCUACUGCCUCUCUUGACACCAGUGCCCCUACUUCAUCACAAACAUUGGGCCUGUCUGCCUCCUCUACUAGUCAGCAUGGUACAUCCCAACCCUCCCACAACCCAGAGCCAUGUGGUAUUGCCCAUCGUCGUAGCAGCAGCAGCGGGGACCAGUCUGAUCAAUCCCUCAACUCCCCUACCAUCCUGACUAUUUAAUCUGUUUUAUCUCAUGGGAAACAAGUGCUCUGAAAGUUCACAGUUCUGUAUAAUACUAGGUUAGACAUACAUAUGUGUAAUUGGGAAUACACUAAAAAUUAUAAUGAUUGUACCAAACUUGCACCUUUAGCAGUGUCUAUUAAAACCUUUAUAGCUAAGGGUUCCUGGCAUCCUAAAGUGGUUCCAGUCAGAAGCCUCUCUGAUAGGCACAUGAUGUAGUUGGGAUCCAAUCCAAUAAAUCCUCAAGUGGUUUCCAGAUUUAUGCAGUGUAGCUUUAGUGCUUACACUGGGUAUUAAAUAAGGGCAAAUCAGUAAUUUUGCAAAGCACAUUAAAGAGGUUUUUUUUAAAUAUUCUAUUAAGAACUAAACAUUUCUUAUGAAAACCAUAGCUAUGAACUAUGAUAUGAACUACAUUGUAUACUAAAAAGUAUUUACUUCUAAUUUAUACUUUAUCCAAAACCUUUCUUAUUAGAAAUUAUUAACUGACUGCAUACUGAAAAAUGGGCAUUAGAGCCUCUCACUGUGUUAGAAUGGACACUACUUUACUAUUGCUGACAGAUUUUAUAACUUUGUUCUAUGCAAUCCAAAGCUAUGUCUAAUGUAAUUUUUUAUAUGUUUUUACAUGGUACAAUGUUUUAAGCUAUUUUGUUACAUCAUGUCUAGUUUGAUAUAUUUGUUACUUUUAUGUGAAGAUCACAAAUAUUACUGUCUGGAGCAUUUCAGUAAUAAUUCAGUUACACUGAUUCAUUCGAAUUGUUCUACUGAUGAACAGUCUUGGACAAAUAUGCACAUAAUACAACUUUUCAUUAGAUGCUAGCUAUAUAUAUAUAUAUAUAU